UUAGGAGAAUAUUCAAAUUUAAACAAUGAAUUAGAAAAAAAUAAUAUAACUGAUGAUAAUAGCAGAAACAUAUGUGAUGAUAUAAAUAAUAUACAUAAUGAAAACUGUAAAGAAAAAAAAAGUGAUAAUAAUAAAUUACAGAAUAUGAAAAAAAUAUAUAAUAAUGAAUUAAUUUCUGAUUAUCAAUUAAAGUGGUUAAUUAACUUUGAUGAAGAAAUUAAUGAUGCAUUAAAAGCUGAUUAUAACAAAAAUAUAGAUAUAGAAAAAACAAAAGAAUUUUUUAAUAUACUUAAAAAGAAUUACAUAUUAAAAACUAAUAAUAAUGAAAAUGAAAUAAGAUGUGCCAAAUGUAAAAAGCUUUUCCAUAAUAUAAAAGAUGUCCCUAAUCAUAUUUUUACUAAACAUAAUCAGAUUAAAAUGAAAUUAAUAACUGAAACUGAAGUAGAAAUUAUGAAAAAAAAUUUUUUUGAAGCUCCUCAUAGUUUUCACUUUUUUUAUAUGAUGGAAAAAAAAUAUAAUUCAUAUUCAAGAAAUUAUUUAUCUAAAAAUUUUUAUAAAAGAAAUAAAAAUUAUAAAAAUGAAAAUUUUCAUUUAAUACCGAAAAAUGCAAAAAAUGAUUAUAAAGAUGUUGAUGAACCUAAUUUACCAGUUUUUGAAAACUUGAAAAAUGACAUAAAAAAAAAAAAUGAUUUUUAUGAUGAUACGUAA
Plasmodium gallinaceum is the source of this 708-nucleotide messenger RNA. Its product is annotated as conserved Plasmodium protein, unknown function. The transcript has a single exon. The record is from RefSeq and is a predicted model, not a curated record. The annotation marks the transcript as partial. Lineage: Eukaryota; Apicomplexa; Aconoidasida; Haemosporida; Plasmodiidae.